AUGGGCCGUAAUCAGACUGAAGCAAUGGACCCUGUUUACGUGUUCACGCCCGCUGGAAACACUGCUAAACAUGUGCUCUGCUUAGUUUUGUCAGUCAUUGGCACAGUAGGUUUCGUUGGAAACUGUUCGCUGUUUUACUUUCUUUGGCAGAAGAAAACCACAAGUCCAAUCCAAAAGAGUCGUUUCUUACGCAGUUUGAACUUGUAUAUGAGGAGUUUAUCCCUCUCUGAUCUCCUUUCUUGUUCCCUAUCGCUACCCGUUCUAUGCCUUCAAAUUCUUUUCGAUCUUAUGCAGAGUGGGUGGCUGUGCAAGAUGGUUCGCUAUUUGAAUUUCGUGUUUCCCGCUAUUACGAUAAAUAACCUGGUUGUUAUCAGUUUAGCGAAAUAUUUAUCAACUCGUAAGAAUCCUUACACGCUUGGAGUCACCGCAGUCCGUAGGAUGAUCAUUGGGGCUUGGAUUUUAGGAAUAACCACCAUGUUACUUCCAGCAGCCACUUACGACGGAGUAGCAGUGCGUCUAAAUGACAGUCAUUUUACAGUGAUCUGCCGUUACAAUCAGAACUUCUAUCCUUUUCAAAUAACCGCCGUUAUUUUCCCAUUACAAUACGUCAUUCCUGGCAUUUUCAUAACAUAUGUCAACGCGUGUUUGCUGAAGACUCUGUGGAUUAGGACUGGAAGACAAAUUCGUCAUGCAAAGACCAGUGCCUUCAAAGCAAAACUUACAGUUACCAGAAUCAGGGCAACUUAUCUUCUAAUUUCUCUUACAUUUGCCUUUAUAUGCCCGUAUUUUGUCUACAUAGGCAACACUGCAUACACCCAGAUAAUGAAACCGCAGCGCUCGUUUUCAACAGAUUAUAUUGUGCGUUAUGUGGGUGGCAGUAUUGGGGCAUAUUUCAGCAGUGCCUUAAACUUCAUCAUAUACUUUGUCCAAAUUAAGGAUUUUCGCGCAUAUCUAAGAAACAACUUCCGUUCGCGAUGCAUCAGAAUCAACACGUAG
Pocillopora meandrina is the source of this 996-nucleotide messenger RNA. Lineage: Eukaryota; Metazoa; Cnidaria; Anthozoa; Scleractinia; Pocilloporidae. The record is from the annotation of a GenBank genome assembly.